Messenger RNA from Lolium perenne, 963 nucleotides. RefSeq lists its product as uncharacterized. The record is from RefSeq and is a predicted model, not a curated record. Lineage: Eukaryota; Viridiplantae; Streptophyta; Magnoliopsida; Poales; Poaceae.
UGUCUCAUGGUGUGCCUAUAUAAGUCACUGCUUCGUUGCUUUACAGAAGUGUACGAGCCUCCUAGCUAGCAAGUUGCAAAUUAAGGAGUGGUAUAGCCGAUUCUUGCUUACUUUCAAUCUGCUUUUGCUUCGGUUGCCGGAGUACCGAGGGAAGAAAAUAUGAAGACGCAGAUGGUUAUCAGGAUCCACGUCAACUCCGACAAAGCCUAUUCCAAAGCUAUCAAGGUGGCUGCUGGGGUCACCGGGGUGCAGUCUGUAACGAUCGCGGGAGAGGAUAAGAACCUGCUGCUGGUGAUCGGCGUCGGGAUCGACUCCAACCGCAUCACCGAGAAGCUGCGCCGCAAGGUCGGCCCCGCCGAGGUGGUGGAGCUGCACACCGUCGACCACCACCACGACGGAUCAAACCACCACGGCGGCAACCACCACCCUUACCGCCACCACCCGAACCAGAGCCUGUACAAGCACGAGGCCGCGCGCGACCUCCACUACUACACCGGGGGCUACCAGAACGCGGCAGGAGCGUACGGGCAGGACUACUACGGCUACGGCGGUGGCUACCAGCAGGGCCAGCAGUACAAGCAGCACGACUACUAUGCCUAUGCGCCGACGCCGGGGAACACCCACACGGUGGUGCACCACGGCCACAACGGCUACUCCGAUGACAGCUGCUCCAUCAUGUAGCAACAGCGACGUACAAGGUAUAUAUACCGUGUGGUGACGACUGGAGAAUCGAUUGCUGGUGUGUGCGCCAGCACUCAGCAGUACGUUCCAAAUCCAUGUAAAUACUGUACAGCAGCCCAGGAACCUCAACCUGCGCGCGUUUCAUGAUUGUGUCUGUGAAUAUACGUAGCUCCCAAACGUCCCAACUAUGUACGUUGUGAAAUGUAUGCUAAGUUCUACUCUCUUAUUAGAACAGAAAGAAGUAGAAUCUGUAAUUAUAAGAUGAACAAUGCUCCCUUCCUA